Odontomachus brunneus is the source of this 5982-nucleotide messenger RNA. It is a transcript of the gene zyd, whose product is annotated as sodium/potassium/calcium exchanger 4. Gene Ontology annotation, cellular component: membrane. The transcript has 8 exons. Lineage: Eukaryota; Metazoa; Arthropoda; Insecta; Hymenoptera; Formicidae. The coding region runs from base 2216 to 3622 and encodes 468 amino acids. Gene Ontology annotation, molecular function: calcium channel activity; calcium, potassium:sodium antiporter activity. The record is from RefSeq and is a predicted model, not a curated record. Gene Ontology annotation, biological process: intracellular calcium ion homeostasis; calcium ion transmembrane transport.
UUUUUUCUUCUGGAAGUAAUCAUGUGUAGCGGGAUUAGAAAGAUCGGUUGUAUCGGUUUUCCUUGUUUCAUAUAUUUCUUCCGAAGAAUCGUUGUCUAUCGUAACUUUUAUUAUUUCAAUACGACAAAUAGUUGAGUUGCAUGUGUGUAUACAAUUUAAACAAAUCGCAAAAUAUUACAUUUUUUAGAGUGUACUGUAAGAUUGUUCUAAGAAACGUUAUUUUGUGUGUGUGUAAAUUUCGCGGCACUACAUGACCGAAUAGAGAGACGUUUAACUGUGAUAAGAAUUAACUCGGGCAUAUAUAAGUCCGGCAACGAAUGUUUAGAUUAUUAUCGAGUUAUUAUGCGUAUUAUCUUUUCAUAUUAAUUACGAACAGGGGAAAACGUUCAGUUCAAUAGCUCUCGUUACAAUACUCAUCAAUUCUUGGCGCUUAUGUUCGCAUUUUAUCAAAUAUUAAGGUAUGGGGGAUUUAUUAAUUGUUUAUUAAUCUAUUAAUUAUUACUUAUUUAUAAAUGUCCACGUAAGAGAGCCAAAAAUAGGCAAAGUGUUGACAACUGGACAUUCCUCCCACAGCAAAACUAGUCAUCACAGUGAAUUCUUUAUUUCUAUUAAAAUUAGAUUAGAUAACAGUAUGUAUAUAUAUAGCAUAUCAAAUAUACAAGAUCCCAAAUAACAUCAUUUUGAAGGUGUUUAAAACGCGGGGAAAGUGUUCCAGGACGUCCUGAGUAUUUUCAGGAUGAUCUCAAGGCAUUCUGUGUUAUCUGAGAUCUCACUCAAGUAUAAACUAUUUUAUAAUUCCUGAACUUUCAAAGAGAAAGUGUAUAAGUGUAUAAGUGUAAAAUAACUAGUUCGUGUCGCGAUCGUUUUAAGAAUGCGGAAUUCUAUGAAGAUGCCUUCACAGUUUCCACAGUUGGUAGAACAAGAAACGGUUCGCAGAAAUGUUUUUGUAACUUGCUAUCGUGAGAUCGAAAUUGUUUUCCAAAUAAUAACACGAUUCCGAUUAUAUUUAAUUGUUAACGUACCGAUACAGGUGAACCGGUGCGAAUGUAGAGGUCACAAGUCGAAUCAAGCUAGACUAGACAGCAGAGCAUGGCUCGGUGCGCCUGCACUGGUCGAAUUAACGCACGUGAAUGUGUAACAUAAUUUUAACGGGAGAUUCCAGUCCAAACAAUUUGUUAGAAGUUACAUUCAAUCGUUCGCCAUUGCACUGCAACUAACGUAAACUACAAACUAUAUCAAAGCCGCUAAAAUACAAACGCCACUCGCGGCGUGUUCUGUGACAUAAACCGAAUUAUACAUGUAGCAUCGCAACAUGAUACAUAAAUUUGAUGUGCAAUAUAAUAUCUGAAUAUUAUUAAUCAAUAUUAGUAACAUGCAAUCGAUAUUCGUCGAUCCGUCUUGUGUAAUAUAUAUAUAUAUGUACACGCGUUAUACAUGCGUCGUUCGGUGUAACUCGAUCCUAUGAAACUAAAGCAAUCGCGUUAGACGAACACAAAAACAUUCGCGUACAUAGAUAAUGCCUAUUGUGUGGAACAGAUUUUAUACGCGCGGUGACUUUUGGUUGAAAGAAUAUAGCUACAACGGUGCAUGUGUGUGUCGUAUCCUGUGAAAAAAAUGAACAUAUGUAACCACAAUCGGUAAUUACCGCCGUUGCGAUUCGUAAUUUGCGUUUUGCAUUUGCAGUUGUAAAUUUUGGAAGACUCCGUCGUGCCUAAAGCUGCAAGAGCUUCACCUACAUGCAGUACGGAUUCAGCAACAGGCGCUACGUGCGAGAGAAGAGAUAGAGGGAGGGGCGAUUCCAACAAAUGAUGUCGGACUUCGGAGUAGAUGUUAAUGUAGUAUGUGUGUGACAACGGGAUUGACAACAUGGAUACGUCUGACCUAGGAGGAGGUGUGUUCGAAUCUUAUUUUCAAUAAUAUCACCGGGACUACGUCGUGUUAUAACAGUUUCGGACGAAGCAGAGACGGAGUGAAGCGUGCACGGGAAAUAUGUCGAUCGCGAGAAUCAGAGAAGGACGACGACGACGAGAUUCGCGAGGAAAUAAGAGAGAGAGAGAGAAAAAGAGAGAGAAAGAGAGAGAGGGAGGGAAAGAAAGAGCAGGGAAAAAGGGAGACGGCCGAAAAACCGUGGAUUUGUCGAAAUGUGCUUUCGCGUUUUCGCCACUUUGUUCACUUUGUCGACGGGAACGCGGCAGUCGCGCUGUGAAGAAACGGAAUGUGCAAGUCCGGUAUAAAUUGUACGCCACCGGCUAUAGAAGACUUUCCACACGACCUGUUUGAUGAGGAGCAGAGACAAGGCGGUGCCGUUGUCGUACACGUCAUCGUGUCGCUUUACUUAUUUAUCGCUUUAGCAGUAGUAUGCGAUAAAUUCUUCGUACCUGCUGUAGAAAAAAUAUGUCACGCACUCUCAAUGUCGAAAGACGUAGCCGGCGCAACGUUUAUGGCGGCGGCGACGUCGGCCCCAGAAUUAUUCGUGAAUGCCAUCGGAACAUUCAUCACGGAAGGUGACAUUGGCGUCGGGACGAUAGUAGGUUCCGCAGUAUUCAACAUCCUGGCUGUUCCAGCCUGCUGCGGUAUCGGUGCGGGAAUGGUGGUGCCUCUAGAUUGGUGGCCCGUUAGUAGAGACUGUCUCGCUUACGGUGUCACGGUUGCCAUUUUAAUAUGCAUUAUACACGACGAACGGGUGGAAUGGUACGAAGCGUUAACGUUGGUGCUCUUGUAUAUUGUUUAUAUCGCCGUGAUGUAUUGGGAUAAAUCGUUCCAGCGGUGUACGAGAUUCCGUACGAACGACGAUCAGAUAUCCUCGGACGGUCGACGAGUUACGACAGAUUCUAGCGAUAUUCACUUACCGAGACCGGACAAAUUACAAUCGCCCGGGGAUCGCGUUGAGCCAAUAGCCACCAUCGAUGUGCCACUGCAAAACGGCGGGACGAAGACGCAGGAGGAAAAUCCGGAUCCUAAUUACGAGUAUGAGCUGUUGGUGUGGCCGGCGCGUGCCGGGUGGUUAAGGAAGACCGCUUGGGUUACAACAUGGCCCAUUCAUCUGAUAUUCAUGUGUACAAUCCCCGAUUGCGAGAAACCCCGAUUCAAGAACUGGUUUCCCGUCACGUUUCUCAUGUGCAUCAUAUGGAUUGGCUCGCUCAGUUACGUGGUAGCGUGGAUGAUCACUAUAAUUGGCGACACACUCAAGAUUCCGGAUUCCGUAAUGGGUAUAACUUUCCUCGCGGCGGGAACCAGCGUGCCCGAGGCCGUGUCGAGCGUGAUUGUCGCGAAGCAAGGACACGGUUCGAUGGGCAUCAGUAAUUCGAUAGGAUCGAACACGUUCGACAUAUUGCUGUGCCUCGGAUUACCGUGGCUGAUCAAGUCGUCCUUUUCGCCCACGCAGCCCGGGAGGCACUACAUCAGUAUAAAUUCCGGCGGGCUGGAAUACAGCGCGAUAUCGUUACUGUCGACGCUGAUGCUGCUGUACAUCGCGUUCGCCUCCAACAAGUUCCAGCUCGAUAGGAAAGUAGGCCGUGCCUGCCUGUGCAUGUACGCCGUGUUCCUCAUACUGGCGUCGCUGAUCGAGCUCAACGUAUUCUUCAUGGUAAAUCUACCCACCUGCCAAAGGACGGUGAAAUGAUCGAGAACUCGGACACGAUAGCCCGCCGCAAUGAUGUAACGGCGCGGGUAUCCCAACUCGCAAUCCGCGCCGGAAACGUUCCUCCCCGAACUCACGAGGGAACCCCGCACGCGAGCGAAGGGUGUUUAUUUCAGCUACACAGGACACUACCGUGUGUACAGUUUUAAUAUCACAAUGUUAUCACGUUAGAACCUGAGAGUAACGCAUUUUGUAUUUACUUACUGCUCCGGAAAUCCAAAAGCGUCUUCGCCCCCUUCCCCCCAUUCCACCCGCUCUCUUAUUUUGAUCUGUUCUUCACUCUCUUAUCUUUAUCUGGAUAGUAAUCUCAUUGACUAUUGCUAUCGCUUCGUUCUUUACGAUACUCCAUCGUACUAUCCGAGUACGUUCUGAUGUCCGGACCUGACGUGAUCGUGACGAUCGAACGAAUUCCGUUUCUUUUUACUACGCUCGCAUUCUUCCCUUUUCGAGCUCGUGCUCGAGAGAGAGAGUCCACAACAUCUUUGAAUAUUAUUAUACAUUUCGCUCGUCAUACGUCUGACCCAUACUUUCCACACUCUUCCAUCGUGUUUCCCUCAGUUUUUAUUCAUAUCGGUUCUAUUUUGUCUUUCGUCUCUUUUUCUCUUCCUUCUCUUUCUCUCUCUCUCUCUCUCUCUCUCUCUCUCUCUCUCUCUCUCUUUUCUCUUCUUCUUCUCCUUUCCUCCGUUUGUCCAUGCUUGUCCCUUUCUUAAGGUACGAUCAUUGUGCUUACGGCCGCGUUGCGUGCGCCGAAGGAUCAACAACUUACGAUUAGCCACAGUAACGAGCCACGGAUCUCAUGCUAUUCCGAUCGGAAAUUCGCCCCAAGGGAAUCUCUAUAGACGCGUGCGUCCAAGUAGUACGGCUCGUCCGAACGGUUUUGGGACUAAUGAAACGAGCGAGAAGGCGGGAGGGAUCGAGGAAGCGCGCGCGCUCUGCGACUGUGUCUAAUUGUACGAAAGCGCGAAAAAGACUGCCGCUUACAUGCCGUUCCGUUAGCAUAUCGCAGACCUCGGCCAGUGUGUAACCGCGAGAAUGUGUCCACGCGAGUGUACGUCAUCGAUUGUAAUCCGCGAGGCGGCUAUCGUCCGCGUUCAACUCGCGGAGCCGAGCCGCCGAUCGACGAAUCCGUCGAAGCGUCGCGUCAUCCUCUCGACAGCGCACGGCAAGCUCUUCCGUGGAACGGAAUAAAACGCCGUUAAUGAGCGGCCGCACGGGCUCGGGCGAACAUUCGUCGACGAAUUCACCCGGCUCGUGUAUCCGCGCCGGAAGCCGCGGCCGAGGGAACAGCGGAAGCUCCCGUUCCCAUCCUCACGUCGCGUUCUCUCCUGAACGCCGCCGUCGAUGUUAAUAUACGAAAACGCAACACAGAGCCGCCGCCGUAGCGUCGAGCAAACGAAAACCGUCGAGCGCGCGAUACUUCUCCGCGACAUACCUUCACAUUGCGACACACACACACACACACACACACACCAAAUCUGUGACUGUAAAAAUGUGUCUAGAUAAAACCGUAACUUAACAUUUAAAAAUAAAGUACUGUAAUAAGUUAUUAAAACAAUACAGCCAGACUAUAAAGAUACAAAUACACCUGUCCAGUCUCCGCGAGUGUACAAACUGCGGCCGCGCAGCGUAUCCCAAAAGUCGCGAUUUCGGUGGUGCUUUUCGUCGAUACUUUUCGCGAGGUGAAGGCGUUCAUUGAAUUUUACGCUGGAAUUGUCGUCGAGUUACGUUGUUUCGCGGGAAUCGAUCGCGCGUGAUCAAGAGUGACCAUGUCGUGAAACUCGAUUGUUGAGAUCGUUUGUGUCUAAAAUAUGAAAAAGAGUAAUGAUAUUUCAUCGGACUGUUAUUAUUGCAGAGGUAUCGAUUCGCAUGAUUUCUGAGAUACGCUGUGUAUUGUUACGACACGAAGCGCUCGAUUGAAUAAUGGAAGGACAUUUCCAUCGAUUGUAUUUAUAAACUAGUAUUUAUAUUUCAUCGGAAAUUAUAUCUUGCGUUUAUAUGAACAACAUGUCGGUUUUGUUUCCCGUGCACGCACGUACAUAUAUUCGACACUUUACGACAUGCUCCAGAGACUUGCAUUUACGUAGAGAAUCGAAGCCGUAGAAGGGGAGCCGGUCUAUAUUUCACAUCAGUGCCAGCGCUAUCUUUAAAACACACCGGCAUUAUUCAGUGUCCCCGGAACCGAGACUUUUUCAAAAAUACAAUAGAAACAUUUUGUUAUAUAAAUAGCGAUUCCGUAGAAAAGGGAAAAGGGGCAGAGCUCUACUUUUACAGUGAGCUCUCUGCACGCAAACUGAAUUUGAAAACUCUGAAUAAAUGUUAAAGAAUGUUCCGGUCGAUUCAAA